AGCGAGUCAGCGAGUCCGAGUAUUGAUUACUACUUUUACUUCUUUCUGCCAUAUCUAUCCACUUACACAACUUAUUGCAGUUGUUUACAUCCACACUCGACGACAAUCACCACAUCAUAAACCAGAUUAGGAGCAAAUACCAUCCCGCCAUCCCGCCAUCCCGCUUGUCCUCCAUUCUUCCAAAUGGCCGCCGCCGCCUCCGCGCAGCCGCUCUUCAGCGUGCCGAUCCCGCCGCUGGGCGAGCACCCGGGCGGCGCCGUCGUGGCCACGCAGCCGGCGCCCGGCGUGUACCUGCUGACCAUAACCUCGCCGCCGGACAACCGGCUGACGAGCGCGUCGUGCGCCGCGCUGCUGGACGCGCUCGACCUGGUCGAGUUCGGCGGCUACCCGCCGGGCGUGCUCGUCACCACCAGCGGCAUCGCCAAGUUCUACUCGAACGGGCUGGACCUGGCCCACGCGCUGGCCACCCCGGGCUUCAUGCCGCGCCUGCUGUACCGCCUCUUCCACCGGCUGCUGACGUACCCGAUGCCGACGGUCGCGCUGCUGCCGGGCCACGCCUUCGCGGCGGGGCUGAUGCUGGCCAUGCACCACGACUACCGCGUCAUGAACCCGGACCGGGGGUUCGCCUGCGUCAACGAGCUCGAGUUCGGCGUGCCGCUCAAGCCCGCCAUGAGCAGCAUCUUCCGCCUGAAGCUGGGGCCCGCGACGUACCGCGCGCUGGUGCUGGAGGCGCGCCGGUUCGGCGGGCGCGCGGCGCUCGAGGCCGGCAUCGUCGACCGCGUCGGGGGGCUCGACGCCGUCCUGGACCUCGUGCGCGAGCGCAAGCUGACGGGCAAGGCGAAGACCGGCAUCUACGGCCUGCUCAAGGCCGAGAUGUACCGCGAGAGCGUGGCGCUGCUGAGCGAGGAGGGGCACGCCGCCGAGGAGGAGAAGGAGCGCCGGUUGGUGCAGAGCGAGGAGCGGAGGCGGGCUGAGGGGAGGAGGAGGGUGGUGGAGCUGAAGGAGAAAUCCAAGUUGUGAGUUGUGAGACGCAGGCGUAACUGUAACCAUCGGAUUUUCGAUAUCCCAAUGUAAUGAAUGCGGUUGGCGCGUCGCCGAGCUGGGCGUUGAUGAACUGGAUUAUUUAUCUCAUACUCGAGGGCCGAUUUUCGACCAUACCUUUCUUGGUUGUGCCCGAACGAACUCAACU
Messenger RNA from Thermothielavioides terrestris NRRL 8126, 1189 nucleotides. RefSeq lists its product as uncharacterized. The transcript has a single exon. Gene Ontology annotation, biological process: fatty acid beta-oxidation. NCBI's taxonomy places the organism in Eukaryota, Fungi, Ascomycota, Sordariomycetes, Sordariales, Chaetomiaceae. The record is from RefSeq and is a predicted model, not a curated record. Gene Ontology annotation, cellular component: peroxisome. Gene Ontology annotation, molecular function: delta(3)-delta(2)-enoyl-CoA isomerase activity; enoyl-CoA hydratase activity. The coding region runs from base 184 to 1020 and encodes 278 amino acids.